Ichthyophthirius multifiliis is the source of this 2235-nucleotide messenger RNA. RefSeq lists its product as hypothetical. The transcript has 3 exons. The record is from RefSeq and is a predicted model, not a curated record. NCBI's taxonomy places the organism in Eukaryota, Ciliophora, Oligohymenophorea, Hymenostomatida.
AAUAAUUAAUAAUUUUAAUAUAAAAACAAAAAUACUUUUAAUAAAAAAUGAAAAAAACUCUUCUUAUAUUACUUGCCAUAUCUUUAAUUCACGCUUAAUCUAUUGAAAUUAAACCUGAAAUUAAAGAAAAAUAAAAAACUGAACAUCAAACUGUGCAAUACGAUAUAUAUACUGGGCAGUCAUUAAAAAUAUCUACCCCUGGUGGUUUUGAAUCUUUCCAUUUAACCUUAAACUCAGACGUCAGUGACAUAAACCAUCCUUUAUGUAAAGUCGUAGAACGAUAAAUAAAAUUCGAAAAUGUAACUUAUUUGAAUAUUUAUGAAGGAUAAUUCGAUAGUCACGGUUUAUUAAUGAAUGAAAUUCCUAUAACAAUUGGAUGGACAAGUAUUAAACCUAAUAUUAAAAAUACAAACAAAGGAAUUGCCUCUUUAGAUGAUAGUUUAGAUCUAUACAUAUUUAUGAUUGAUGAUAUACUAGAUAAAGAUUACUAUGGCUCCUAAUUAUUAGGACGUAUAAGUAUGAAAGAGUUAUAUCCUGAUUAUAAAAUGUUAGAAGAUGAAGUUUUCCUAGUUGAAGCCAGAGGAAUAAUAUUUAUGUUUUUCUAAAGCAAGCUAAUAAUGUACGACACCAUAAAAAAAACUAAAAACUUAGUUCCUGGUUAUAAAGGUGAUAAAGAAUUAAAAAAAGUCCUCGUUUAUUACUUCGGUUAAGUCACAAUGUUUUACAUUGCACAUGGUUUGGGUGGUUUUUCAGCUUACAAAAUGAACCACGCUCCCGGUUUGGAAAAUAUAAGUCUAGAAUUAUUAUUCGAUUCUGACGUAAAUAAUGAUAAAAAAAUGAACAUAGUCGACAUAAACAUGUAUGAGUACAAAAUGACACUAAAUAAAUAAGAAAUAUCUAUGAUGUCUAUAUAUGUUUUAGACUAUAAUUCAGGAUUACAUUUAUAUGAUUAAAAUUUCGCAGACGACAUUAUUGAACCUAAAGAUAUUUAAAAAAAAACCUCUGUUUUCAUCCCCUAUGAACAAGGUAUACUUUUCGGAAUGUGCAAAGAUGAAACUUUCCUUAUUGUUGGUUCUGAAUUUGGAAACAACGUUGCUACAGAAAUCGAGUUUGAUGAAUAAGCUAAUGAGUAUUUCAUAAAUAGAAAGCACGAAGUCGAAAAUGAAAUCUAAGAUAUACUUGUGGCUGAAAAUUACGCUAUUUUAUUAGGAUCAAAUACUCAUACUAUUAUAUGGCAUUCCGUAAAUUCUAAGAUUAUUUAAGAUAUGAGUCCUUUAUAUUCACAAUUUUCCCUAUAUGGGUAUAAUGGGGGAGUUUUCUUCGAAGGACCUUAUGAUGAAAGACUAGGUAAGUCAGUCGAUUUCUUCGCUGGGUUAUAAAGAAGGCAUCUUUUUGUAGUUAAAAUAAUCGAAUAGGACCCUUAUUUUGAAUGUGAUGCUAGUGAUUAAUAAAUAUAAGACUUAGUUGGAAAUCACAACUUACUUUUUGACGUAAAAUAUAACUGUCCGACAAUUGAAGAACCUAAUUCUAACUCUUACUGUAGCCAUACUUAAAAUUAAUUCUUAGUGUGAAAAAAGUAUAUGCUGAUAGUGAUAAUGUAGGUGUUAUUGUUGGUAUUUUUUUCGGAGUUUUGGGUACUAUUGCAAUAUUUGGAACUGUAUUAUUUUGUAUGUAUAAGAAUAAAAUAGCUUUAAAAAGUAGUCUUUAGAUUGAAAUUAAUAAUUUAUUGAACAAAAAAAAAGCUGAAAAUAAUCAAUAUUAAUAAUUAGAUAAAGAAUAGAAUUAUUAAUAAUAAUAAGGAGUUUUUGAAAGUGAUAAAAUAAAAAUGAAUAGGUUUGGAGGAUAAAACGCUAGUACUUAUCCAGAAAUUGAGAGAUAAAGUUUCCCUGAUUUCUAAUAACCGGAAGAUAAAAGAAACAGUAAUCUUAAAUUAGUUGGUAAAAUUGAAAAUUAGGGGGUUAAUAAAGAUUUUUAAAUUGAUAUUGAAAAAGAUAAUUAGUAUUAAAAUAAUGAUUAAGUAAUUAAUUUUAAUAAUAAUGAUGAUUGAUUGAUUCUUUAUAAUUUUUUUUUUAUUAAAAAAUUAAAUAUUAUAAGAUAUAAUAUAUUUAUAUUUUAUUUUAAGUAUUUUAUGAUAUAUUUUUUUAUAAAUUAUAUAUAUAUAUAUAUAAGUUUCUAUUGUAUAAUUUAUAAUAAUUUGUAUAAAUUUUAAUAGAAAAAAUAUAAUUUUUAUUAUAC